UCUUUCCUCCAGCAUCCAGGAUUUCUGAACAAUAACAACUUCUCUGGCACCAUGGCCUCGCAUUUCGGUCAGAAGCUACUGCACAAGAUCGGGGUCGACCUCGACCUGCCCGGUAGUACUACUACUACACCUACUUCGCAACACAAUUCCCCGCCCGAGCGAGCAGUUAUCGACCACGAACACGAGCGCAUCCUAGGCGAGCGCGGCACAUAUCCACGCUUGGCACGGCUGAGCGAUGGGUCCAUUCUGGCAGCGAUGACGCGGCGGGAGAAUGGCCUGCGUGUGCUGAGCAUCUCCAAGAGCAUCGACAAUGCAGGCAGUUUCUCCGCCUUUGCAGAGGUGACCCGCGGGCCGGGCGACGUGGAUAACCUGUUCCUGCUGGAGAUCAGGCCCGGGCAUGUCCUUGCAGCUUUCCGCAACCAUGAUCUCGACCCGCACGGGCGCCCGACGUAUUUCCGGAUCACGGUGUGCCAGUCGACGGAUGGCGGGCGGAGCUGGAUGUUCCUCUCGCAGGCGGCGGAGAAGCGGGCUCCGCUAGGUCUGUGGGAGCCCUUUAUGCGGCUCGGGCGCGGCGGUGAGGUGCAGAUGACCUUCUCACAGGAGUUUGCGCCGGACGACCAACGCACAAUGCUGGUGGUAUCCAGGGAUCAGGGCCGCAGCUGGUCUGCGCCUGUGUGUGUGGAGGGGGCGCAGGAGCGGCUGCGCGAUGGGAUGACGGGGAUUGCGGUCACGAGGGAUGCCAGUUCGGGCCGCGAGGCGCUGGUGAUGGUCUUCGAGACGACGCGGUACCGCACCUUCAACGUCGAGGCGGUCGUUUCCUACGAUGACGGGGCGACCUGGCAGCACCGCCAUGAAGUGUAUGUGCCGCCGCGGGGCCACAACGCGGGCGCCCCUCAGAUCGCCUCCUUUGCAGACGGGAGCUUGGCCGCGGUCUUCAUGACGGACGAGGAUGCCGACCGUGUGGAAUGGGUGAAGCAUGCCGCCAUCAAAGUGGUCUUCGCUGGUCCGCCGCAGGAUGGUCGGAUCCGUUGGGGGGCCCCGCUGGUCGUCUGUGAGAAGGCCAGCGUCUGGCCGGGAGUCAUGGCUUUGGACGACGACACGGUUAUGGUCACCUAUGACUGCAGAGGGCCUCGGGCGAAAACCAUCACCUGGAGACGCCAUCGCCAUGAUUUAUAAGUUGAACUAUCAUCUAGCGAAGAGUUAUUUCUAGAGAACAGUUG
Messenger RNA from Penicilliopsis zonata CBS 506.65, 1220 nucleotides. RefSeq lists its product as hypothetical. The transcript has a single exon. The coding region runs from base 52 to 1176 and encodes 374 amino acids. The record is from RefSeq and is a predicted model, not a curated record. Lineage: Eukaryota; Fungi; Ascomycota; Eurotiomycetes; Eurotiales; Aspergillaceae.